This is a messenger RNA of Cuculus canorus (common cuckoo), 6003 nucleotides long. It is a transcript of the gene SH3BP4, whose product is annotated as SH3 domain binding protein 4. Gene Ontology annotation, cellular component: cytoplasm. NCBI's taxonomy places the organism in Eukaryota, Metazoa, Chordata, Aves, Cuculiformes, Cuculidae. The transcript has 5 exons. Bases 832 to 3726 code for a protein of 964 amino acids. Gene Ontology annotation, molecular function: protein binding. The record is from RefSeq and is a predicted model, not a curated record.
UGGGAGGAAGCAUCCCGCAAAAGAGAGGAGGAGAUGGGAGGACGUGUCCCACAAAAAAAAGGAGGAGAUGUGGUGUGCAUCCCACAAUUUGUCUUCCCGAGCGCUGGCUCCUCCUUGCCUGUGGAGACUGUCAUCUGCAGAUGUAUCGGAGCAGCCUCCACCCAACUGGUACCUCUGUAGGCACUCAUCACCCGUUUGCUGUGACCGAGGGGGACAGGAGGCUUCAGGGCAAAGGGGAUGACUGUGCGGGGUCCCCACCAACGCCUUGGGUUGGGUUUGAGGAGGUUCCUUUUGGUUUCUGUUGGUUUUUGUUUCUUAAUUCCAACCUCCCGGUACGUGGCAGCCAUCCUCCUUGUUGGGGAGCGGAACGGCAGCGGCCACAAAGCAAGCCUUUCUCUUGGCCUCGGCGAGCUUUUUACUGGGUUAUCUCUGGGCAAGGGCCAUGGACAGACAAAGUGUUUACUGUCCCUGGGAGAUGGCGAUUACCUCGUCAGCAAAACAGAGCUCCUGCUGCUGGCUCUGGCCUUGACCAGCUUAUCGCCCGGAGAGUUACGGGCAGCACUGCUCGCUUCCCGAAGUUUAUCGCUUCUGCUUCGUGCUGGACCGGGGGAAAGAUGCUCUGGGUUUAGGACAUCAGCGUGGUGGGUCUGAUCCCCUGCAUCCACCGGCUACAGCCAUGCCUGGAUCUUCUCCGUGUGGAGUCUGUCCUGCUCAGCUAGGAGGUGAAAAAUAGGCAAAGGUGACGCCGGGGUCCCCGUAGCCGGCUUCGCUCACGGAGAGGCCAUGGCUGCCUAGCGCUCCCUGGGACCAAGCAAGGUCAGCGGGCCAGAGAUGGCAGCACAGAGGAUCCGGGCAGCCAACUCAGGCGGGCUGCCGCGGUGCAAGUCAGAAGGGACACUCAUCGACCUCAGCGAGGGCUUCACCGAGACCAGCCUCUACGAUGUCAAAGUGCCUUCUCCUAGUGCCUUGCUGGUUGACAAUCCCACAUCCUUUGGAAACGCCAAGGAAGUAAUAGCAAUCAAAGAUUACUGUCCGACUAAUUUCACCACUUUGAAAUUCUCCAAGGGAGACCACCUUUAUGUCUUAGACACGUCGGGAGGUGAGUGGUGGUACGCUCACAACACCACAGAAAUGGGUUAUAUCCCUUCCUCCUACGUCCAGCCUGUAAACUACCGCAACUCUUCCUUGACUGACAGUGGGAUGAUAGACAACCUAUUGGAGAGCCCUGAUGAGGGAGUAAAGGAGCUAGAUCUCCUUGGAGAAUGGACUGAUGUGAAAAGAAACUCUAUGAAAACCUACAAUAACAACCCAUUCUUAAAUGGAGUCCAGACGAACCCAUUUCUGAAUGGGAAUUUGCAAACAGUGCCCAGCUCGGACAAAGAGUCCAACUCCAACGUUGCUGUUGACUUGCUGCUCUUUGACACGGGGGCUCCUACUUCAGCUGUUUCCAGUUCGGCCGCUAAUAGCAGCCUGGGUAACAUUUUUGAUGAGUUUCCAUCCACAGACAGACUGGAUCUGGAACAGCCUGUGAAAAGGGACAACCCCUUCUUCAGAAGUAAACGCUCUUACAGUUUGUCUGAGCUGUCGGUUCUUCAGGCCAAGUCAGAUGCUCCAGCAUCAUCAAGUUUUUUCAGUGGUUUGAAGUCUCCAACCCCUGAGCAGUUCCAGAGCCGGGAAGAUUUUAGGACAGCAUGGCUGAACCAUAGGAAGCUGGCUCGGUCUUGCCAUGACUUGGAUUUGCUUGGUCAAAAUCCUGGCUGGGGUCAGACACAACCGGUGGAGACCAACAUUGUCUGCAAGCUGGAUAGCUCUGGUGGAGCUGUUCAGCUUCCAGACACCAACAUCAGCAUCCGUGUGCCAGAGGGCCACGUGUGCCCUGGGGAAACGCAGCAGAUCUCUAUGAAAGCGAUGCUGGAUCCACCGCUGGAGCUGAACAGUGACAAGUGCAGCACCAUCAGCCCGGUCCUGCAGAUCAAACUCAGCAAUAUGGAGGUGAAAACCUGCAUCAUUCUGGAGAUGAAGGUGUCGGCAGAAGUCAAGAAUGACGUUAUGAGCAAGAGUUUGGUAGGACUGCAGUGCCUGCGGAGCGACAUGAAGGAGGGGCCGUACAUGCCAAUGGAGCUGAGCUAUUCAUAUGGGGACACGAUCCAGGUGCAGCUGGAGAACCUGGAGCCUUGCAUGUACAUCGCAGCCGUAGCUCAGGGGCAGAACAUCCUCUACCCUUACACCGUUUGGGAUUACAUCAACAAGAAGAUCACAGUUGGUGUCUAUGGCCCAAAACACAUUCACCCUUCCUUUAAAACUGUGGUGGCCCUGUUCGGACAUGAAUGCGCGCCCAAGACUCUCCUGGUGAAUGAGGUCACAAGACAGUCCCACAGCCCAGCUCCCGUCGCUCUCCAGCUCUGGGGUAAGCAUCAGUUUGUUCUGUCCCGGCCUCAGGACCUGAAGCUCUGCAUGUUCUCCAACAUGACCAACUAUGAGGUGAAAGCUAGUGAGCAAGCUAAAAUUGUGCGGGGCUUCCAGAUGAAACUGGGCAAGGUCAGCCGCCUUAUCUUCCCCAUUGCAUGCCACAACCCCAAUGAGCUCUCAGACUUCACGCUAAGGAUACAGGUCAAGGAUGACAAGGAUGCUAUUUUGACCCAAUUCUGCGUCCAGACCCCACAGCCGCCUCCGAAAAGUGCCAUCAAACCAACAGGGCAGAGGCGGUUCCUCAAGAAGAACGAGGUCGGGAAAAUCAUCCUUUCACCUCUGGCUGCCACCACCAAGUAUCCAGUUUUUCAGGACCGGCCGGUAUUGAGCUUGAAGUAUGGCAAGCUGCUGAAGACUGUGGUGAGGCAAAGCAAGAACCACUACUUGCUGGAGUACAAGAAAGGAGACAUCAUAGCCCUCCUCAGCGAGGAGAAGAUCAGGUUAAAAGGGCAGCUGUGGACCAAGGAGUGGUAUAUUGGCUACUACCAGGGAAAAAUAGGCCUUGUGCACACCAAAAAUGUGUUAGUGGUUGGGAAGGUCAAGCCCAGCUACUUCUCUGGGCCAGAUCUCACCACUAGCCUGCUGCUCGAGCAGAUCCUGAGGCCCUGCAAGUUCCUGACCUACAUCUAUGCCUCUGUGAGGACUCUGCUCAUGGAGAAUCUCAGCAGCUGGCGGUCCUUCGCCGAUGCGCUGGGGUACUUGAACUUGCCGCUCACGUUUUUCUGCCGAGCAGAGUUGGACAGUGAGCCUGAGCGAGUGGCCUCUGUCUUGGAGAAGCUGAAGGAAGACUGCAACAACACUGAGAAUAAGGAGAGGAAAUCUUUCCAGAAGGAGCUGAUGACGGCCCUGCUGAAAAUGGACUGCCAGGGGCUGGUUGUCCGCCUCAUCCAGGACUUUGUGCUGCUGACCACAGCCGUGGAGGUGGCCCAACGCUGGAGGGAGCUUGCGGAGAAGCUCGCCAAAGUCUCCAAGCAGCAGAUGGAUGCCUAUGAGGCCCCGCACCGGGACAAGACAGGGACGGUGGACAGCGAGGCCAUGUGGAAGCCAGCAUAUGACUUCCUUCUCACCUGGAGCAGUCAGAUGGGCGAGAGCUACCGUGACGUGAUCCAGGAGCUGCACACCGGGCUGGACAAGAUGAAGAACCCCAUCACCAAACGCUGGAAGCAUCUCACCGGCACCCUGAUCCUCGUCAACUCCUUGGACAUGCUGCGGGCAGCUGCCUUCAGCCCACAAGACCACGAGGAUUUUGCCAUCUAGCUCCUGCGGUGACUUUUUUGUCCAAAUCUCAUUUGCUGGGUUUUUUUUUUCUGUGCUCUUUUCCCUCUUUUUUAAGCAGCUGACUUUAAAAAGAAGCGGAGGUUGCUCUCCCUGGAUUCUAAGAGGCCAAAGUUUGCAAGUUCUCCACCAGGACUGGACACCAGCCGGAGACAUCCCUCCUUAAUGGGAAGGCAUCCAGGGAAUGGCUUUUCAUACAGCAUUGAUACGAGUUAAACUAUUUCUUACUAAAAAACUUUGAAGGGGACAAAGGGGCCGGGGCGGAAAUCACAAAACAGAUCACAUUUUUUAGGCAUUUACAAAGUCUAAUUUUUGUAACGAGCAGUAGAAGUUGUAACCACUUUGGGGGGGGGGGGGGGAAGCUGUUGCUGUUUUUUUACAUUGUAGAAAAUGCUUUUAAAUUAUCGUUUUUGAGACAAACGUGAGUCAUGUAAAUAGGUAUUUUAAGAGGAAGCACAGUAAAUGCCCUCCCCCAGCUGCCACGGUCAGGCUUUGGCAGACUCCAAGACGUGACUGUAAAGCACAGUAUGAACUCGGGGUGCCCUCAGCCCAACAAGCAUCUUACACCAAAAAGGAGCUUUUUUUUAUUAUUAUUAUUAUUAUUAUUAUCCACAGGCCCUGUGAUCCAUUUUGUUGAUUUUUGUUUGGUUUUCAUGUCUCUGCAAACCUGCAUUUUCUCCCUUGCGGACAGGGAGAUGCUCAUUGCCUGUGUCCAUAUGCACGGGUACCAUUUUUAACCAGGAAAAGUGGCCGCUGCCCCUCGUGCUUUAUCCCACCUGAGUGCUGCAGGACAUCUGUGGGAGAGGCUGGAGGUUUGGGAUCCAACAGAGACCUUCUUGGGAGGCAGAGCCAGGAGGAUGCUGAGCCGUGGCAGCAAACUGCUCAGGCUGCUUCUCUCCUGAUGCUCCUGCUCCGGGGGAGAGACCAGAAAAGGGAAAGGAAUUGUUGCCAUCCAUUCAUCCCUUUACACAAAAAAAAGGGAAAAGAGAAAACGUUUCUCCUAAUUUGACAUCUGAGCUCACUGGAGAUGCUCCAGAUGCGCUGUGUGACUUAAUGCUCAUUGCCAUUGAUUUGAGAGGGCUUUGUGUGGGGCUCUUGGAGGCUCCUAAAGUCCAAUUUAACUUGUAAAUAGUCUUUGCUAUAAACCUGGUGCCAUCAAGUAAAUAUUUGCAGCACCAAGUGCCCGCGUUUUUCCCUCUAUGUUUUGUAGCUGAGUCUUUUUACCUCCCCUCCUCCUCCCGCUCCCCAGCUUUCAAAUAUUUUACAUGGGAGGGAAAUAUUUUUGCACAGAGAGGUUAUUUUAGGUGCAAAGUCUCUUUAUAGUCAAACCCUGCUGCCACAGAAAGAUUAGCUUACAGGAUGGCUCUCGUGCAAGCGAACCCAAACAAAAAGAGAAACAAAGAAUGGGAAAGGACUCCAGCAGAUUGUGAGGGCGGAACAGUCUCCUUUCCUCUUCCCAAAAUCAUGUCCCCAGGAGCAAUCACUCUCAGUCAACCCCAGAAGAGGCAAAUAGCACCUUAAAUUUCUCCUCAAGGGCUUUAGGGGGAUUCCUAUGCAACUUAAAGUAGCACAGAGAGGGUCCGUCAGCAGCUGAACCCACAAUGCGUCCCCUUUCUCCUUCCCUAAGGCACCCUAAAAGCACAUUUUUCCAUGCAUGGGCAAAAACCUCUUCUGCAAUAAGGAAUGCCUCCUGGAAGAGGGGUCGUGCAGGUAGAAGGGCUGCUUUCCCAUGGGCUUUUACCCAAAUCUUGGCUUUUGCUGCUCUUGGCAGGCCUGGAGCUCUGCAGAACAUCCGCUCCGGGGGCCGUGGAGGUUGUCGGCAGCAGGCAAGGGCAGGAAUUUGAGCCUCCUCCGUUUCAGAGAUGUCCCUGAAGAUUCAGCUCUUUUUUUUUUUAACUCCCCUCUUGUUUUUUCUAUCUACCUCAGGUACUCUGUAUACCCAGCUUAACAUUUCAGCAGCAGCCUCCAGUAACGCCGUGCUCAGCUCGCCGACGGCGUGUGCCCUCGCUGGGACUCACGGGAGCGCAGCUGGCACGCUUAGGGGCCCGCGGGGUGACCGUGCGUUCAUUUGUCCCCGUCCUUGGUCCAAAAUCCAGUCCCUCCUCACGUGCCGGGACGGGGUGUGUGUCCUUCGGAUGCCUUCUGCCCACUAAACGUCAGGCCCUUCUCCAAAAGCCCCGUCUGGGCUUUGCAGUACCACCCUUUGUGCAGUUAUUGGUUGUUGUAUUUACUGUUUAAUGGUCCUUUUUUUUUUCUUUU